Molecule: messenger RNA, 1580 nt
Organism: Trichomycterus rosablanca
Lineage: Eukaryota; Metazoa; Chordata; Actinopteri; Siluriformes; Trichomycteridae
Exons: 2
Coding region: 419-1450 (343 amino acids)
Source: RefSeq, a predicted model, not a curated record
UUUUGGGUCUGGCUGCUCUGGCAGAGUCUACAUUCUCACACCAGAUCUCCCAGGGCGUUUGGAAGCUCUUGAGUGCAAUGAAGCAGGAUGAGAUUGCUUCUGUAGUACGCAAUGACUUCUGCAUACUCCAGCUGGCGCAGUCUUUUUUCAACAAGCAUGGCAAUGACCCACCAAAUAUGAUUAUGUUCGACAAAAGCUCCGUGAAAUUGGGAGGUUUUUGAUUACUUUGUGCAGUGAAUCUUCUAUACACAGCCUGGAAGAAGCUGUCAAACCUGCACAUUUUUCAAAAGUUAUUCAGGCCGUCAAAAAGGUGUCAGGCUAUGACGAAGAAAAGAACUUCUACCAAACACCGAGUCUGGCACUGAAAUUGGGGCACACUUUGCAGAAGGUAUGUGAGAUCAUUCACUGUAGGGCUUUAAUGGCUGAAGACGAUCAGUUAAUCAGGUCAACUGAGACAUUCCAAAAGCUGUAUACCACCAAAUGGUCAGAGCUAAUCUCACAUACAGCUUUAGGCACACUAAAUGAAGCAAAAUUCAACAAGCCAUCAACCCUGCCUUUCACUCACGAUGUUCAGCUUCUUCACAAACACCUGGAGACAGCAGCAGCUGGAGCAUCUGAAAACCUGAAAAAGAUGCCAUCGACACAAAGCUAUGCAGAGCUUGCUAAAACUACACUUGCACGAAUAAUUAACCGAAGACGUGCUGGAGAAGUCUCCAAGAUGCAUCUAAAAAGCUUCCCAGGAAGAGAUAACACUCUUCUCCAUAAAGAUGUCGCAGUUGGCCUUUCUAAAUUUAAACAGAAACUCUGCAGCCAUUUUAGCAGAGUUGAGAUCAAAGGCAAAAGGCGGCGCAAGGUUGCUGUCCUUCUCGCACCAGACAUGGUAGAUGCUCUGACUCUUUUGGUUAGCCAAAGAAAGGCGUGUGGGGUUCAGGAUGCCAACUGCUACUUGUUUGCCAGACCCAGCUGUUUGAGUCAUUACAGAGGCCAGGACUGUCUGAGACUCUAUGCAAUUCAGUGUGGUGCUCAAAAUCCAGAUCAUCUCCGAUCAACACACUUGUGUAAACAUGUGGCCACUCUCUCACAAAUUCUUCAUCUAAAAAACAAUGAAUUGGAUCAAGUUGCAGACUUUUUGGGACAUGACAUUCGUGUGCACCGUGAAUAUUACAGGCUUCCAGAAGCAACACCUCAGUUGGCUAAAAUAUCCAAACUCUUACUGGCCAUGGAAAAAGGGUGUCUCCCUGAUCUACAGGGCAAAUCACUUGAUGACAUUGAGAUUGAAGGCUUUCAGAAGACCCAGACAGAUACAAACAGUGCUGCUGGAGACUUUAAUGGUAUUUCAUAUUCUGUUAUUUUUAUUGAUUUUUUUUUUUGUUUGUUUGUUUUUAAUUUUUUGUUGUUUUUGUUUUUUUUUAAAUCAAGGUGUUUAUUCAAAAAAUAUCUUGUCUUGUAAGGUUUGUGUGCUGUUAAAUAAAGACGAUGUGCACCAUUGUUUUAAUGUACUGUUAAAAUGUAUGUUUAUCUACAAAAUUACCUGAUUGCAGUUAUUUAAGUUGACCACAGUUAUUUUCACAAUCAUAUGU